AAGAAGCAGCAGCAGCAGCAGCAGCAGCGACCCAAAGAGCAGAUCAGACCUCUGCUCUCGACAUGGAGAUGACUUCUAAGCUUCUGCUCCCCAUCGUAGCCAUCUCCCUCCUCGUCGCCUGCAGCCCGUCGGAGGCUUGGUACAAGCAGGUGGCCGGGCCGAACUACUACUCGGUGGGCCGGGCGUCCGGCUUGCUCUCCGGGAUCCGGAGGUCGUCAUCGUUCGCAAGGAGAGAGGAGUCCCCGUCGGAGAGCGGAGAGUCCGCCAGCAGCAGCAGCAGCAGCAGCAGCAGCAGCGUCCUGUCCCAGUUACUCUCCCAUAACUCCGUGCUCAAGACCAUGCCUCUCUGCAUCAAAGACAUUACCCCAAACCUGCAGAGCUGUGAGCUCUUCCAGGAAAUCAAGGGAUCGCUGAAGUGCAAAGCAGAGGUCUUCCUCUCCCUGGACUCCUCAGACUGUGAAGGAGACUGAUCGCUGUCCGUGGAUCACGAAGGCUACUUCUUAAAAAAGGGACAUUUUUGAAAGAAAUGCAUCUGUGUUAAAUGUGACAGGUAUCUUGAUGGAAGAAGUCUGUUUUUCAUGCACCAUGCGCUAAUGUUUUUUUUUUUCCUGAUUUUAUUUUUUUAGGAUGAAAUAUGUCAAAUUGUUUAAAUGAUACAGUAUUAAUGUUCAUAUUCGGUCUGAGUUUUCAUCAAUAAAUGGAUCAUGCUGUGGAUCUGGUUGAAAAAUAUUACACGCAAAA
Molecule: messenger RNA, 741 nt
Organism: Fundulus heteroclitus (mummichog)
Lineage: Eukaryota; Metazoa; Chordata; Actinopteri; Cyprinodontiformes; Fundulidae
Product: neuropeptide B-like
Exons: 2
Coding region: 63-470 (135 amino acids)
Biological process (GO): G protein-coupled receptor signaling pathway; feeding behavior
Molecular function (GO): G protein-coupled receptor binding
Source: RefSeq, a predicted model, not a curated record